UUGCACUUCAAGCAAACAUCAACGUUGUAAAUGACUGCUGUCAGUCGCAUUGUUAAAGUGCUCUCCUCCUCGAUUCUCAUUCGAGCAAAGGAGGUUGGCAGACAACGCGCGGGCCAUUUUCUAAAGAAAAAAAGUGUUCUUAGUAAAAAAAAUAUGUCUGAUUCUGCAGUUGCAACGUCCGCUUCUCCAGUGGCUGCCACGCCCGCGUCAGUUGAGAAGAAGGUGGCCCCAAAAAAGGCAUCUACAUCUGCCACAAAGGCAAAGAAAGCCACUGCGACGCCGUCACAUCCGCCAACUCAGCAAAUGGUAGACGCUUCCAUUAAAAACUUAAAGGAACGUGGUGGCUCAUCACUUUUGGCCAUAAAAAAAUAUAUCACUGCCACUUAUAAAUGCGACGCCCAAAAGCUAGCUCCAUUCAUCAAGAAGUACUUAAAAUCGGCUGUGGUUAAUGGAAAACUUAUCCAAACAAAGGGAAAGGGUGCAUCUGGAUCAUUCAAACUGUCGGCUUCCGCCAAGAAAGAUAAGGAUCCGAAGGCAAAAUUAAAGGUUUUGUCUGUUGAGAAAAAAGUGCAAAGCAAGAAGGUAACCUCCAAGAAGACUGGUGCCUCCGCCAAAAAAACUGCCGCUGGGGCUGCUGACAAAAAGCCCAAGGCUAAGAAGGCUGUGGCCACCAAAAAGACUGCCGAGAAGAAGAAAACGGAGAAGGCAAAAGCCAAGGAUGACAAGAAAACUGGAAUCGUAAAGUCGAAGCCCGCCGCAACAAAGGCGAAGGCGACCGCAGCGAAGUCGAAGGCUGCAGCAGCCAAAUCCCCAAAGGCGAAGCCAGCGGCGUCUGCAAAACCCAAAAAGACGGCGAAGAAAGCAGCGAUUUCUGCUACCGCCAAGAAGCCGAAAGCAAAGACUACGGCUGCCAAGAAGUAAAUUGCGAAAAAGUACAGUAGUUGGUACAUGUUCGCAAUCAAAAUUUUAGAUUUCUAGAUCUGAAAUUUGUCUAAACAAGCCCUUUUCAGG
Drosophila erecta is the source of this 1011-nucleotide messenger RNA. Its product is annotated as histone H1-like. The record is from RefSeq and is a predicted model, not a curated record. Gene Ontology annotation, molecular function: structural constituent of chromatin; DNA binding. The coding region runs from base 31 to 921 and encodes 296 amino acids. Gene Ontology annotation, cellular component: nucleosome. The transcript has a single exon. Lineage: Eukaryota; Metazoa; Arthropoda; Insecta; Diptera; Drosophilidae. Gene Ontology annotation, biological process: nucleosome assembly.